CAGAGGAACACUAGCUCUCCAACUCUUUUAAAGCUAUCAUUCGCUUCUCUAAGAUCAGAGAGCAAAUGGGUGUUCUUCCUCUUUUAUCACUUGCAUUUCAUGCACUCUUCCUUUUCUCAGUGAUUAUUUUCCCCCCGGUAGCACAAGGGGAAAUUACAAGGCACUACCAUUUCGAAAUCAAGUACCAAAACGUAACACGACUAUCAAAAAAGAGCAUGGUCACGGUCAAUGGUCAGUUUCCAGGACCUCGGAUUGUAGCGAGGGAGGGUGAUCGCCUUGUCAUCAAAGUGGUUAAUCAUGUCCAGAACAACAUCUCAAUCCAUUGGCAUGGCAUUCGACAACUUCGAUCAGGAUGGGCAGAUGGGCCUGCAUAUGUGACACAGUGUCCCAUCCAAACUGGACAAAGUUGUUACAAUUACACCAUUAUUGGACAGAGAGGCACUCUUUUUUGGCAUGCUCACAUCUCAUGGUUAAGAUCAACUAUCUAUGGUCCUAUCAUCAUUCUUCCCAGGCAUGGUGUUCCGUAUCCUUUCAACAAACCCUACAAGGAAGUUCCCAUCAUCUUUGGAGAAUGGUGGAAUGCAGAUCCUGAGGCAGUCAUAGCCCAAGCCCUACAAACAGGUGGAGGACCGAAUGUAUCUGAUGCUUACACUAUCAAUGGAUUUCCAGGGCCAUUAUAUAACUGCUCUGCUAAAGAUACAUUCAAGCUGAAGGUGAAGCCUGGCAGAACAUACCUUCUUCGUUUGAUCAACGCAGCACUUAAUGACGAGCUUUUCUUCAGUAUUGCGAAUCACUCCCUCACAGUUGUCGAAGCAGAUGCAGUAUAUGUUAAGCCUUUUGAGACUAACGCCAUUCUGAUUACCCCCGGCCAAACCACCAAUGUUAUUCUUAAAACCAAAUCCCACUACCCCAAAGCCACAUUCCUCAUGACUGCCAGACCAUACGUGACUGGCCUUGGCACUUUUGAUAACUCAACUGUUGCUGGUAUCCUGGAAUAUGAAUCCCCAUCAAAAUCUCUUCAUUUGAAGAAGCUUCCGCUCUUCAAACCAAUCCUCCCUGCUAAUGACACUUCCUUUGCAACGAAUUUCGCCAACAAAUUCCGAAGCCUUGCAAAUGCUCAGUUUCCUGCCAAUGUUCCCCGGAAAGUGGAUAGGCGCUUUUUCUUCACAGUAGGUCUUGGUACAAGUCCCUGUCCGCACAAUCAAACAUGUCAGGGACCCACCAAUGGAACAAUGUUUGCAGCUUCAGUCAAUAAUGUGUCCUUCACACUCCCAACCACUGCUCUUCUUCAAGCCCACUACUUUGGGCAAUCCAAUGGAGUUUACUCCCCUGAUUUCCCAAGCAGCCCCUUGAUUCCGUUCAACUACACCGGCACGCCACCAAACAACACUAUGGUGAGCAAUGGGACAAAGAUGGUGGUUCUUCCCUUUAACACUAGCGUGGAGCUUAUCAUGCAGGACACCAGUAUACUAGGCGCUGAAAGUCAUCCUCUCCACUUGCAUGGCUUUAACUUCUUUGUUGUUGGCCAAGGUUUUGGGAACUUUGAUCCAAAUAAGGACCCUGCAAAUUUCAAUCUUGAUGAUCCAAUUGAAAGGAACACAGUUGGCGUCCCCCCUGGUGGAUGGGUAGCAAUUCGUUUCUUAGCAGAUAACCCAGGGGUAUGGUUCAUGCAUUGUCACCUGGAAAUUCACACGAGCUGGGGACUGAAAAUGGCGUGGAUUGUGUUGGACGGAAAGCUUCCCAAUCAAAAAAUGCUUCCGCCACCAUCGGAUCUCCCCAAGUGUUAAAUUUCCCUUGAAAUUGCGACCUCUCAUUUCUUUGAAUCGGCUUUUGCAGCCUCUUAUGUAUGGCAUUCUUUUGGCGAGUCAUCGGUUUUUUUUUUUUAUUUUUAUUUUUAGUUGAAAGAUGAGUGAUUGAUUGUUAGAUGCUUCUACAUUUUGCAGCCACAGUCCACAAGCGUUCAUUUCUGCGGAAUUGUAAUGUUCAUGCAUUUGAAUCAGUAUUCUCUCUCUCUGACACCCUAAAUUUUGACAUUCA
Molecule: messenger RNA, 2037 nt
Organism: Prosopis cineraria
Lineage: Eukaryota; Viridiplantae; Streptophyta; Magnoliopsida; Fabales; Fabaceae
Product: laccase-17-like
Biological process (GO): lignin catabolic process
Cellular component (GO): apoplast
Molecular function (GO): hydroquinone:oxygen oxidoreductase activity; copper ion binding
Source: RefSeq, a predicted model, not a curated record